Molecule: messenger RNA, 1985 nt
Organism: Phycodurus eques (leafy seadragon)
Lineage: Eukaryota; Metazoa; Chordata; Actinopteri; Syngnathiformes; Syngnathidae
Product: neuronal vesicle trafficking-associated protein 1-like
Exons: 5
Coding region: 242-802 (186 amino acids)
Biological process (GO): endosomal transport; G protein-coupled dopamine receptor signaling pathway; clathrin coat assembly
Cellular component (GO): endosome; membrane
Molecular function (GO): clathrin light chain binding
Source: RefSeq, a predicted model, not a curated record
AGGAUGCAAUGAGGACGUUACAUCACUUGCAGUGCAGCAUGCAGCAUGUAGAGGGGACCGAGGCAUCUUGGCCAUAUUGUGCACCACCAGCUCCUCUCAGCGGCUGCGUCACAAAUUGAGACGCUGGCGUGUAUGACACAUUCAACAACACACGGCGCCGUUGAAAGAGAGAAAACCACUGCAGACAGAUUCGAUUUUUAAAAACAAUACGCUCGGCUGACAAGGUUGGCGUGCACACAAAAUGGUUAAACUGGGGAAUAAUUUCAGCGAGAAAAACAAUGGGAAGGGAGCCUCUGAAGACGGAUUUGACACCAUCCCCCUCAUCACACCCUUAGAUGCCAGCCAGCUUCAUUUUCCUCCACCAGACAAGGUGGUGGUGAAGACAAAGGCGGAUUACGACGGCGAAAGUAAGAAGGGCAAGAUCGGCUCUCCCAAAAUCGCAGAGUUCUCAAUAAGCAUCAUCGAAGGCGUGUCCGAGAGACUCAAAGUGACCUUGCUGGUGAUCUGUGCCCUGGCCUUCUUGGUGUGUGUGGUGUUCCUGGUGGUCUACAAGGUCUACCAAUAUGAGCAGCCAUGCCCUGACAGCUUUGUGUACACGCAAGGCCGCUGCAUGCCGGCUGGGAUGUACGGCGGCAACUUCCCCCAUCAGGGGCCGGGGGGCCGCGGGCGCCUCUUCACCCUCAUCAACCACUACAACAUCGCCAAGCAGACCAUCACUCGGUCAGUAUCGCCGUGGAUGACCAUCAUGUCUGAGGAGAAGGUCACCCAGCAGGAGACAGAGACAGCACAGAAGAUGGCUUAAUCGACCGGGCGUGGCCUCACCUGCUGAGGGAGAAGAAAUAAUAUGGCUGUGCCAUUCAAGCAAACCAGAGUCCUGCUGCUAAAUGUGCUCGUCUUGCCCGAGGUGCUGUGCUGCCUUCAAGGUCGGCUGAAUGUGUGAAAACUGUGAUCAUGUUUUCGGCAAACUGAGGCUCGUGCUGGGUUCGUGGUUUGUUUGAAUAGCAUAUGCUGUUAUUUAUUGUUACACAGUUGAGUGGCAUCCAUACGUGUAGAAAUGCCACUGACACACACCCACUCACACACUUGAUGUUAACUUUGUAUAUAAACACACGUUCAAACUCAAUUUAGUGAAAUGACUGUGAACUAGCUCAUGUUUGUGACACAUUUAGGUGAAGAUGCACGCACAACAAUUAGGACUGUACUUCGCUUUUCGUCACUUUCUUUCAAAAAGAUCUUGUAGUUGUCAUCAAGCAAUGUUUGCAGCGUAAAUGCCACUGAGGUGUGAAACUUAAUUUACAAGAAUUUAGUAGGAAAUCAUUAAGCAUUAACUUCAGUUCUAACAUGAAUUUUACCAGCAACAAGUAAACUGCGGACGUUACUCUUUGCCAUCAUUUCAAAGCUGUAUUACAGUAACAAAUGUAUUUGAGAACAAAGCUGCUGCUUUCUGGUAAAUUACAGUGCAUUGUUUUGUACAAAGGCCUACUAAAUUGUUGUGAGAAGAGGCUCAACGUCAACUGGCUGCACCAGCAACAAAUGCAUUUUGCACAAUUUUAGGUUGUGCAGUUUGACCUAAACUGCUUUGCUGUCAAGUUUUUCUUUGUUAAUGUACCAAGUGUAUUUAUAAAAGAUUGCCACCAUUUUUUGUGCACAGUGCUUUUGCAGGCUACACAAGAUUGAAACUAAAGGCUGCAUUUCUUAGCAUAACUUUUAUGCUGCUCUACUGAAUGUUUUUGCUUUGAUAGUAAUGACGCCGUAUUGUGAAACCUCUUGCAUUUAUUCAUCAAUGUCGAUCAGAUGGCAACUGGAAGCCAUCCAUUUUUGAACUAGUUGCUUGUCCCUGAAGCUUUGUUUUCCUGUACGUGUCUGUUAAAUGGUCACAAAUGCCUAAUUUUCCAUACAGUGUAAUAAGUAUCAUUGAAGUGGAUUUGCUACAUUUAAUGUUAAAUGAAGGGUUGAAAUAAAGUGUCCACGUUUCCCACCAACAA